ACAGUGACAAAAUUUAUACGUAUUGGUAUUGCCGAUAAAAACGAUAAUCCACCAUAUUUCGAUAAAUCACUAUACGAGGCUGAAGUUGAUGAAAAUGAAGAUAUUCAACAUACUGUACUUACUGUCACCGCCAAAGAUCACGAUGAGUCCUCGCGUAUUCGAUACGAGAUUACAAGCGGUAACAUAGGCGGUGCAUUUGCUGUAAAAAAUAUGACCGGAGCGAUAUAUGUCGCUGGCGCUCUGGAUUAUGAAACAAGAAGACGGUAUGAAUUACGAUUAGCGGCAUCAGAUAAUCUUAAGGAAAAUUAUACGACAGUUAUUAUACAUGUUAAAGAUGUCAACGAUAAUCCACCUGUAUUUGAACGUCCAACAUAUCGUACACAAAUAACAGAAGAAGAUGAUCGUAAUCUUCCGAAACGUGUUUUACAGGUGACAGCAACUGAUGGUGAUAAAGAUCGGCCUCAAAAUAUUGUUUAUUUCUUAACUGGGCAAGGUAUUGAUCCAGAUAAUCCAGCCAAUAGUAAAUUUGAUAUUAAUCGAACAACCGGAGAAAUUUUUGUAUUAAAACCUUUGGAUCGUGAUCAGCCGAAUGGACGACCACAAUGGCGAUUUACUGUAUUUGCACAAGAUGAAGGUGGUGAAGGUUUAGUUGGUUAUGCUGAUGUUCAAGUUAAUCUAAAAGAUAUUAAUGAUAAUGCACCAAUAUUCCCACAAGGUGUAUAUUUUGGUAAUGUUACAGAAAAUGGUACUGCUGGUAUGGUUGUUAUGACAAUGACCGCUGUCGAUUAUGAUGAUCCAAAUGAAGGUUCAAAUGCAAAAUUAGUUUAUUCUAUAGAAAAGAAUGUUAUUGAAGAAGAAACUGGUUCACCAAUAUUUGAAAUAGAACCGGAUACUGGUGUUAUUAAAACAGCUGUUUGUUGUUUAGAUCGUGAACGUACACCAGAUUAUUCAAUACAAGUUGUUGCUAUGGAUGGUGGUGGUUUAAAGGGUACUGGUACGGCAUCAAUACGUGUUAAAGAUAUUAAUGAUAUGCCACCACAAUUUACAAAAGAUGAAUGGUUUACGGAAGUUGAUGAAACCGAUGGUACUAGUUUACCAGAAAUGCCAAUAUUAACAGUAACUGUACAUGAUGAAGAUGAAACAAAUAAAUUUCAAUAUAAAGUUAUUGAUAAUAGCGGUUAUGGAGCUGAUAAAUUUACAAUGGUACGUAAUAAUGAUGGUACUGGUAGUUUAAAAAUAGUUCAACCAUUAGAUUAUGAAGAUCAAUUACAAAGUAAUGGUUUUCGAUUUAGAAUACAAGUAAAUGAUAAAGGUGAAGAUAAUGAUAAUGAUAAAUACCAUGUUGCAUAUUCAUGGGUUGUAGUUAAAUUACGUGAUAUAAACGACAAUAAACCACAUUUUGAACGGGCUAAUAUUGAAGUAUCAGUUUAUGAAGAUACAAAAGUUGGUACUGUAUUAGAAAAAUUUAAAGCAACUGAUCCAGAUCAAGGUGGUAAAUCUAAAGUAUCCUAUUCAAUAGAUAGAUCAUCAGAUCGUCAAAGACAAUUUAGUAUAAAUCAAGAGGGUUCUGUAUCAAUACAAAGAUCAUUAGAUCGUGAAGUUGUACCACGUCAUCAAGUUAAAAUUUUAGCAAUUGAUGAUGGUAUACCACCAAAAACAGCAACAGCUACAUUAACUGUUAUUGUACAAGAUAUUAAUGAUAAUGCACCGAAAUUUUUAAAAGAUUAUAGACCAGUUUUACCAGAACAUGUACCACCACGUAAAGUUGUUGAAAUUUUAGCAACUGAUGAUGAUGAUCGUUCAAAAAGUAAUGGUCCACCAUUUCAAUUUAGAUUGGAUCCGGGUGCUGAUGAUAUUAUAAGAGCAUCAUUUAAAGUUGAACAAGAUCAAAAGGGUGCAAAUGGUGAUGGUAUGGCAAUUGUUUCAUCAUUACGUUCAUUCGAUAGAGAACAACAAAAAGAAUAUUUAAUACCAAUUGUAAUUAAAGAUCAUGGUAGUCCAGCAAUGACUGGUACAAGUACAUUAACUGUAGUUAUUGGUGAUGUCAAUGACAAUAAAAUGCAACCGGGUUCCAAAGAAGUAUUCGUAUAUAAUUAUCAAGGUCAAUCACCAGAUACACAAAUCGGACGUGUAUAUGUAUAUGAUUUAGAUGAUUGGGAUUUACCUGAUAAAAAAUUCUAUUGGGAACAACAAGAACAUCCUAGAUUUAAAUUAGAUGAAGAUUCUGGUAUGAUAACAAUGAAAGCUGGUACACGUGAAGGUAGAUAUAAUUUACGUUUUAAAGUAUACGAUCGUAAGCAUACACAAACUGAUGUACCAGCAAAUGUGACAAUAACUGUAAGAGAAAUACCCCAUGAUGCUGUUAUUAAUUCUGGCUCAAUAAGAAUAUCUGGUAUUAGUGAUGAAGAUUUUAUACGUGUAUGGAAUUAUAGAACACAAAGUUUAUCCCGUAGUAAAUUGGAUAGAUUCCGUGAUAAAUUAGCUGAUUUAUUAAAUACAGAUAGAGAAAAUGUAGAUAUAUUUAGUGUACAAUUAAAACGUAAGCAUCCACCCUUAACUGAUAUACGUUUCUCAGCACAUGGUUCACCAUACUAUAAACCAGUUAGAUUAAAUGGAAUUGUAUUAAUGCAUCGAGAAGAAAUUGAAAAGGAUGUUGGUAUUAAUAUAACAAUGGUUGGUAUUGAUGAAUGUUUAUAUGAAAAUCAACAAUGUGAAGGUUCAUGUACAAAUAUUUUGGAUAUUAGUUCAUUACCAUAUAUGGUAAAUGCAAAUAAAACAGCAUUAGUUGGUGUAAGAGUUGAUACAUUAGCUGAUUGUACAUGUGGUGCAAGGAAUUUUUCAAAAGGUGAAUCAUGUAGGAAUACACCAUGUUAUAAUGGCGGCAGAUGUAUAGAAACACGUUAUGGCCCACAUUGUUCAUGUCCAACCGGUUAUACUGGACCAAGAUGUCAACAAACAACAAGAAGUUUCCGUGGUAAUGGAUGGGCAUGGUAUCCCCCAUUAGAAAUGUGUGAUAAUUCACAUUUAAGUUUAGAAUUUGCAACUAGAAAACCCGAUGGAUUAAUUUUAUAUAAUGGUCCAAUUGUUCCACCUGAACGUGAUGAAAUGCUUAUAUCUGAUUUCAUAUCAUUAGAAGUUGAAAGAGGAUAUCCGCGUUUAUUAAUUGAUUUCGGUUCUGGUACAUUAGAGUUACGUAUUAAAACUAAAAAGACAUUAGAUGAUGGUGAAUGGCAUCGAAUUGAUUUGUUCUGGGAUACAGAAAAUGUUCGUAUGGUUGUUGAUUAUUGUAAAUCAGCUGAAGUAUCAGAACAAGAAGAUGGUACGCCACCAGAAUUUGAUGAUGGUACAUGUCAAGCACGCGGACAAAUUCCUCCAUUUAAUGAGUACCUGAAUGUUAAUGCACCAUUACAAAUUGGCGGACUUUAUAGAGAACAAUUUGAUCAAUCAUUAUACUUUUGGCAUUAUGCACCAACAUCAAAAUAUUUUGAUGGUUGUAUACGAAAUCUUGUACAUAAUAGUAAAUUAUAUGAUUUAGCGCAUCCAGGAUUAUCGCGUAAUAGUGUUGCCGGUUGUCCACAAACUGAAGAAGUAUGCGCACAAUCAGAACAAACUGCUAGAUGUUGGGAACAUGGUAAUUGUGUGGGUAGUUUUAGUGAAGCAAGAUGUCAAUGCCGUCCCGGUUGGACUGGUCCAUCAUGUAAUAUACCAACUAUACCAACAACAUUUAAACAACAAAGUUAUGUUAAAUAUGCUUUAAGUUUUGAACCAGAUCGUUAUAGUACACAAAUUCAAUUAAGAUUUAGAACACGUGAACAACAUGGUGAAUUAUUUAGAGUUAGUGAUCAGCAUAAUCGUGAAUAUGGAAUAUUAGAAAUUAAAGAAGCUAGAUUGCAUUUCCGUUACAAUUUGAAUUCAUUGAGAACAGAAGAAAAAGAUUUAUGGUUAAAUGCUAUAACAGUUGAUGAUGGUCAAUGGCAUGUAGUUAGAAUAAAUCGUUAUGGUUCAGCGGCAACACUAGAAUUAGAUGGUGGUGAAGGCAGACGUUAUAAUGAAACAUUUGAAUUUGAAGGACAUCAAUGGUUAUUAGUUGAUAAACAAGAAGGUGUUUAUGCUGGCGGUAAAGCUGAAUAUACUGGUGUUAGGACAUUUGAAGUAUAUGCUGAUUAUCAGAAAAGUUGUUUAGAUGAUAUAAGACUUGAAGGAAAACAUUUACCAUUACCACCUGCAAUGAAUGGUACACAAUGGGGACAAGCAACAAUGGCUAGAAAUUUAGAAAAGAAUUGUCCAUCAAAUAAACCAUGCUCGAAUGUGAUAUGUCCAGAACCGUUUGAAUGUGUUGAUUUAUGGAAUGAAUACGAAUGCACUUGUGGUGAAGGAAGAAUAAUGUCACCGGAUGCUAAAAAUUGUUUAGAUCGUAACGAAUGUCUUGAUUUACCAUGUUUAAAUGGUGCAACAUGUGUUAAUUUGGAACCAAAAUUACGUUAUCGUUGCAUAUGCCCAGAUGGUUUCUGGGGUGAAAAUUGUGAAUUAAUACAAGAAGGUCAAACAUUAAAAUUAAGCAUGGGAGCAUUAGCUGCAAUACUUGUUUGUCUACUAAUCAUACUGAUACUCGUAUUAGUAUUUGUUGUAUAUAAUAGACGUCGUGAAGCUCAUAUUAAAUAUCCUGGUCCAGAUGAUGAUGUUAGAGAAAAUAUUAUUAAUUAUGAUGAUGAAGGUGGCGGUGAAGAUGAUAUGACUGCAUUUGAUAUAACACCAUUACAAAUACCAAUUGGUGGUCCAAUGCCUGAAUUAGCACCUAUGAAAAUGCCAAUUAUGUAUCCUGUUAUGACAUUGGCACCAGGACAAGAAUCAAAUGUUGGAAUGUUUAUUGAAGAGCAUAAAAAACGUGCUGAUAGUGAUCCUAAUGCACCACCAUUUGAUGAUUUAAGAAAUUACGCUUAUGAAGGUGGUGGCAGUACUGCUGGUUCAUUAAGUUCUUUAGCUUCAGGAACUGAUGAUGAGGCACAAGAAUAUGAUUAUUUAGGUGCAUGGGGUCCACGUUUCGAUAAAUUAGCAAAUAUGUAUGGACCAGAUCAAGUAAAUACAGAAUUAGAAGAAUUGUAAGUUUCUUAUUUAUAAAAAAAAAAAUUAUUGUAAAAUAAUAUGUUUACUAUACAACAAAAUACAUAAAAAAACAAGAAAGAAAAUUAACAACAACCAAUUAUAUUAAAAAUGAAAAUAAUGAAAUAAUUAAAAUCGAUUGCGACUUCUUUUAUAAUAAAAUGAAAAAUUAAAAAAAAAAAAUUAAAUAAAAAACUUACCAAAAAUUUCAAAAAAAAAAAGAAAAGAAACACUAAAUAUUAGUAUAUAUGUACAUAUAUAUAUGAGUAUAUAUAUAUACAUAUACACAUUUAGUAUAAAACCAAAAUAAAAUUAAUUUUUUUUUUUGUUUUUGAAAAAAAUUGAAUUUUUGAUCCUAUAUAAAUUCUACGAUUGAAUGCAUACAUAUUAUAUUACAUAUAUAACAUAAAUAUAUUAUAAAGUACAUUAAAAAAAUAAAUAACAGCAACAAAAACGAAAAAAAAAAUAAUUAAAAAAUAAACUACAACUACCAAAGAUGACUUUAAAAAUUAAAACAUACCAUAUAGAAAUUAAAAUAAUUAGAAUAUUAAAAAAAAUGAGAAUACAAAAUAAUUAAAAUGAAAAAUAAAGAACAAAAAAUUAUAAAAAUUAAAUAAUAAAUAUUAUGUACACAUUCAUACAAACAUAUAUAC
Molecule: messenger RNA, 5753 nt
Organism: Condylostylus longicornis
Lineage: Eukaryota; Metazoa; Arthropoda; Insecta; Diptera; Dolichopodidae
Product: neural-cadherin
Exons: 11
Biological process (GO): homophilic cell-cell adhesion
Cellular component (GO): plasma membrane; catenin complex
Molecular function (GO): cadherin binding; calcium ion binding
Source: RefSeq, a predicted model, not a curated record